Exophiala xenobiotica is the source of this 1608-nucleotide messenger RNA. RefSeq lists its product as uncharacterized. Gene Ontology annotation, molecular function: N,N-dimethylaniline monooxygenase activity; flavin adenine dinucleotide binding; NADP binding. The record is from RefSeq and is a predicted model, not a curated record. The coding region runs from base 46 to 1551 and encodes 501 amino acids. Lineage: Eukaryota; Fungi; Ascomycota; Eurotiomycetes; Chaetothyriales; Herpotrichiellaceae. The transcript is spliced from 3 exons.
CCUGAGUAUGUCUACAAUCCUCAGUUCGAUAUCAUCGUAUUGAGAAUGACGUUCAGUCCGGUCUUCUGGUUGUACACUUUCAUUCAAUGGAUACUCGCAAAAAUAUUCUCGCCCAAUCCACCCACUCCAGGUGCUCGUCUACGACGGCCCAAGAUCGCGGUUAUCGGAGCUGGACUGACAGGGGUCUCUGCUGCGGCUCACUGUGUUGGUCAUGGAUUCGAAGUGACGCUUUUUGAAGCCGGUGAUAAGGAUCAGCUAGGUGGCAUUUGGGCCAAAGUCAACACAACAUCAGGCCUGCAGAUCCAUAGUGUCAUGUAUCGAUUCCAUCCUUCUGUGGUAUGGAACAGUGGCUAUCCGAAACAAAAUCAGAUCGUCGGCCAAGUACGAGAGCUAUGGCACCGGUAUGACCUUGAUGAGAGGACGAAAUUCAAUACCAAAGUCGAAAAGAUCUACAAGGACAAGCAAGGCCGCUGGAUCAUCAAUGACCCUUCGAAUGGCCGCUUCGACGGGAUAAUUCCAGCUAUUGGGACCUGCGGCGCACCGAAGAUGCCUCACCUACCCGGCCAAGACAAGUUCAAGGGGCAGAUCUUGCAUUCAUCUGAGUUGGACAAGCAGGGUGCAAAAGGGAAGAAGAUCCUUAUAGUUGGCGGAGGCGCCAGUGCUGUUGAAGCACUGGAGUGGGCAGUCAACACUGGCGCUGCGGAGAUCAAGGUCCUUGCAAGGAGUGACAAAUGGAUCAUCCCUCGAAACGCAUUUGUGGAUAUCUUGCUGGCUUUCAACAUUUUUGGUCAAGAGACACUGCUUUCGUGGAUACCCGAGAACCUGCUGCGCUUUUUCUUCUACCGGGAUCUUCGAGACAUCGCUCCGGCUGAUCAAGGCCUGUUCACUGAGACACCGAUGGUGAACAGCGAGAUCUUCCACCAGAUCCGGGCUGGCAAAGCCUCCUGGCUACGGGGUGAUAUCGAAGAAGUUGAAGAGACUGGUAUCUUUUUCAAUCACCGGACACAAGGCGUACCGAAAGGCGGCCCCGGCCACCAGAAGUUGGUUGAAGGAGACAUGAUCAUUAUGGCAACUGGAUAUAAGCGCCCUAGUCUUAACUUCUUGCCAGAGCGAUGCUUCGAACCUGGUUAUGAGCCGCCUCGAUGGUUCAUCCAAUGUUUCCCUCCGGCCGAGCCAUCGAUCUGUGCGAUCAACUCGACAUAUGUCAACGCUAUUGGGACUGUUGGGAACUACCAUAUUGGUAUCUACACGCGCAUGUUACUCAUGUUUCUGGUCGAUCCUCUGACUACUCCUCAUACGUGGUGGAUGAAGCGGUGGGUAGACUUCACGAGCACCGUCAAGUCGCUGGCUCCAACAAGGGCAUUUGACUUCUUCACAUACUCGGAACUGCUCUAUUGGUUUUGCUUUGUCACGUUGAUCAACCCCUUCAGAUGGAAGUGGGCUUUCUUCGUGCUUUUUGGAAUAGGCCAAAAUCUGCCCGCCAGCAUCGUGGAGCAGGAGGACAGGUUGAGGAACGGCCUCGGGUACAGAAAAAGCAUCCUGGAUGAAUAGAGCAUUUGCAUAAAAUGGGAAUAGUUGCAGCAGCUCCCAUUGCCAUGAUAACUUGUA